CACACACAUACGCAAAUUGGGACUAACAAAAUGGCGUCUAACGCUCAGCAGCAGUCGACAAUUUGUACAUACAUAGAACGACAAAAUACAAAAACAAAACAACGCACACACAAGUUGCCUUAGUAACGAUUAACAGGAUAUUGUAAUCAAAUGUUAAGACGUUGCACGUUUGGCCCAACAACAUAAAUAAUUUAUUUAUAUCUUGCACAUGAUUCGCAGCACAACUAGCCGGCCUGCAAGAUGUAUAGCCGCAAGCUGGAGCGCAUGCAUCGCCCCCCCUCGGACAUAACCAAAUAUGACAAUGAGCCGUAUAUGAAGAACCCGCUGCUCACGUUCCGCAUAUCGGAGGUGCACGAGCGGCGACAUUAUAUGUUCCUCAAGCAGCGGGCGGCCGACAUCAAGGUGAAGGUGGCAAAAAAACCGUGGGAGCCGGAGCCGGAGAUGCGACCGCUGCCGCAGGUGCACUAUAUAGACAAUUUACGCCGCGAAGUGCGCAAGAUCAUUGUGCCCCGUAUGUUGCGCAAGACGGAAGCAAAGAUUUUAAGCUUUGCCUCGGACCGACUCAAAACCAAGUAUCCCGAGUUGGUCAAGGCGUACAUGGGUGAUGUGCACGAGGAAUACGAUCGGCUCAUGAAGAUAUAUAGCAUGAAGAACAUACUGCAGCAUCCAGAGUUUGCCGAUGAGGAUCCCACAAAGUUUGAUCUGCCGCAUGCAGAUUUCCAUUCCAGCCUGCCCGGACGCUCAGCCAACUACAAAACGUAUCUGGAGAAUCGGCGUAAAAUCGCCAAAAAGCUGCUAAUCCUGCAGAUGCCCAUGCGCGUCAUACUGAGCAUCUCGGUCGCGGAACUACCCGAUUUGGCCUGUAAUUUCCAGUACGUGGGCAGCAUGGGUGCCCAGCAGCAGCAGUUGGGUCUUUGUGGACGGGAGGCCCUGUCGUACAAGUUCUAUCGCAAGUAUAUACAGAAUCAAUUGGAUAGAGUCAACACAUUUCUGCGCUGGACCUGGUACAGUCGGCUGGUGUCCGUACUGCGGCGCAUGAUGCGCAAGCGUGUCAUGCCCAUGAACGUGUGGAGGCGCGCUUGGGGCGGCCUAGAGGGGCUGAUGAAUCGGGAGGUGAACAACAUGAAGAUGCGCACAUUUGAGGAAAUGUUUCGCAUAUGCGCUAAUCCGCGCACCAUGCCCGUUUUUCGCAUGUCUUUGGGCUGGAACGAUGUGGACGACGGCCUGGACAUGCGGCCCAGUCUUUCCAAUAUUCAGAGCAUGUUUGGCGAGAUUGUCACCGAAAUCUCAAUGGUUGGCUAUCGCAUGGAGGCGCUCCAGCCGCAAGUGGACUCGCUGUCCACCUACGGUCAAGUGAACGAUUAUCUAAAGAUCGAAAUGAAUGAGAACACCGUCAAGGAUGUCAUUAACCGAGUCCAGAAAAUUAUUGUCAACACCUACACCCAACUGAUGGACUACCUCAAUGGCUAUCGUCAAAAGUAUUUUGCUCUCUACUCGGCGGACGAGCGCAACCGGCUUGCCAAAUUUCUGGAGGAGCCGCACGAGUUCGAGGAAUACUUCGCCCGCAUCGAAACCUACUACGAUUUCAUCAACAAGCUGCGCAGCGAACCGGCCACGGACUUCUUCGAGAUGGCCGUCAUUGAUAACGAGCCGGCCAUCCAGGGGCUACGUUCCAUGGCCGAGAACCUAAUUGCCAACAUUACCGCAAUUAUCAUAAGCGAGCAUAUUAAAGCCGAGGAGGAGAUAUGCGAGGAGUUCGAAAAGAUUAAGGACAGCGCUCUUUUGAUACCAAAGUCCACGGAGGAACUGCUUGAAAGCGCCGACUACAUGAUCUACGUGAAGAUGAAGAAGCUGGCAGAGCUCACGGAUCGCAUUCAAUAUUGCCUGCAAGUCGGCACCAAUAUUGUAGAGCUCACUCAGAUGUCCAAGUAUCAUUUCGAUCUGACCAUCAAGACCAUAAACUGGAUUAAGGACAUUAACGAUAUCUGCGAUUAUAACGCAUCGCAGCAGGAAUACUACAAGUUCCUCUUUGAGGAGCAUCUACAGGAAGUCGUGAAGAAGCUGAACACGGACAUUCAGGAAAUGUUGCCCAAAUUGGGUAUCAUUGAUGACAUGAGCAGGCCGGACAAGUUUCGCGAGUGCUACAUCAUACUCCAGAACUUUAUAGAUCAGCUGAAGACAUUUGAUGACUACGUGGCCUGGAUAAACAAGGAGGAGAAACUGUUCAAAAUCAACCAAACCGAAUACCCAACUCUGGAAGUCAUCAAGGGCUUUGUUUACCCAUUUGCGGACCUGAUGAAAUUGUGCAUUGAAUGGCAGCGCUAUUUGAGCGUGUGGAGGGAUGGUCCCUUUGAGUACCUGGAGCCAAAGUUCGUGGAGACGACGACGGAAGAUUAUCUGAAAGAGUUUCAAAAGAAUCAGAAAUAUUAUCGCAUUAAGAUCAAGCAGGACAUGGUUGAGGAUCCCGUUUGCAAAUUUAAGGGUCAAACCGAGGAUCCUGAUCCGGAGAAGCAUCCCGUGCCACUGCGCCUGUGCGCCACAAUGAUAAGGUCCAUCAAGGACUUUACCAUUGGCGUAUUUGUCGUGAACACGCUGUGCAAUCCGGCACUGCGCAAACGCCACUGGAAGGAGAUGUCGGAAAUAGCAGGAUUCGAUAUAACGCCGGACGCCGGCACAACGUUGCGUAAGAUUCUGAAUUCUGGUCUCGACGGCAUACUCGAUCAGUUCGAAAUUAUCAGCAUAAGCGCCAAUAAGGAGCUGCAACUGUGGAACAAUCUGCAGCUGAUGAUCAAAGAGUGGGAGAAUAAGGUCUUUCCCACCGGCCCCUACAAGGAGACAGGUGUUACAAUACUCUCCAGCAUGGACGACAUACAGGCGCUUCUGGAUGAUCACAUACUCAAGACGCUGGCCAUGCGUGGCUCGGCGUUUAUGAAGCCCUGCGAAGAGGAGGUGCGCGCCUGGUAUGAGAAAAUCAUGCGCGUCAACGAAACGCUGGAUCAGUGGGGAAAGGUUCAGGUCAAUUACCUGUACCUGCUGCCCAUAUUCUCGUCCAAGGACAUUGUUGCCCAGAUGCCAGAGGAGGGUCGCCUCUUUUCCGUAGUCGAACAAACCUACACCCGCAACAUGGGCCUGGUUAUGCGCAAUCCGCUUGUCAUGGAGACGGCGCCAACAGUAGGCCUGCUGGAGUCUCUGCAAAAGGCCAACGAAUUGCUGGAGGACAUAUCCACGGGCGUAAGCAACUAUUUGGAAAAGAAACGUUUAUAUUUUCCGCGUUUCUUCUUCCUGGCAAACGAUGAAAUGCUGGAAAUUCUGUCCGAGACCAAGGAUCCGUUGCGUGUUCAGCCGCAUCUCAGCAAAUGCUUUGAGGGCAUCAACAUACUAGAGUUCGAUGCCGGCAAAAAUGUUCUGGCCAUGUUCAGCAGCGACAAGGAGCACGUCCAGUUUAUAGAGCAGAUAUCAACGGUAGCUGCCGGUGGUAGCGUGGAGAAAUGGCUGAUUGGCGUCGAGGAUGAAAUGCUAAAGGCCGUGCGCUACGAGAGCGAGCUCUCCUUCAAUCACUAUCCCACUGUGAAGCGCAACGAGUGGGUGCUGGAGUGGCCCCAAAUGGUUGUGCUGGCCGUCUCACAAGUCUAUUGGGCCUCGCGCAUGCACAGCUGCCUGCGUCGCAGCUACGGCGGUAACCAGACCGUGAUGAACCACUUCUUCCAGGAGCUGACCAAGGAGCUCAAUGACAUUGUGACACUGGUGCGUUCGCCCGUCAUCAGCAAUCUGAACCGGAUCACCAUCAAAUCUCUGAUUGUAAUUGAUGUGCAUGCCAAGGACGUGACCGAGGAGCUGAUACGGCUGAAGAUCAGCAGCGAGUACGACUUCCAGUGGCUGGCCCAGAUGCGCUACUACUGGGAGGACUCCACGAUGCUUGUGCGCAUCAUCAAUGCGACGGUGCCCUUUGCCAACGAGUAUUUGGGCAACUCGGAUCGUCUGGUGAUCACACCGCUCACGGAUCGCUGUUAUCGCACAUUGGUGGGUGCCUAUCAGCUACAUUUAAAUGGUGCUCCGGAGGGACCCGCCGGCACGGGCAAGACAGAAACAACCAAGGAUUUGGCCAAGGCGCUAGCUGUGCAGUGCAAGGUGUUCAACUGCUCGGAUGGCUUGGACUACAAGGCGAUGGGCAAGUUCUUUAAGGGACUGGCCUCGUGUGGCGCCUGGGCAUGCUUCGAUGAGUUCAAUCGUAUCGAGCUGGAGGUGCUGUCCGUCGUGGCACAGCAGAUUCUGCUCAUCAUCCAGGCGGUACGCGCGAAUGCGACUAAGUUUAUGUUCGAGGGCACGGAGCUAACCCUGAAUCCGGCCUGUUAUGUGUGCAUUACCAUGAAUCCUGGCUACGCGGGCCGUUCCGAACUGCCCGACAAUCUGAAGGUGCUCUUUCGAUCCGUUGCCAUGAUGGUGCCCGAUUACGCCAUGAUUGGGGAGAUCUCGCUCUACUCGUACGGCUUUGUCGAUGCCCGUAAGCUGGCUGUUAAAAUCGUGACCACAUACCGACUGUGUUCCGAACAGUUGUCCAGCCAAAACCAUUACGAUUACGGCAUGCGAGCCGUAAAAACCGUGCUCUCCGCCUGCGGCAACAUUAAGAAACAGUUCCCUGACGAGGUGGAAGACAUUCUGCUGCUGCGCAGCUUGAUCGAUGUAAAUCUUCCGAAGUUUCUGUCGUUUGAUGUGCCGCUCUUUGAGGGCAUCAUUUCGGACAUCUUUCCGGGCAUCGAGCUGCCUCACAUCGACUACAGCCUAAUGGAGGCGGAGUUUCAGCGCGUCUGCAAGGAGGAAAUCCUGGAACCGGCGCCCAGCUUCCUCAUCAAAGUCAUCCAAACCUACGAGAUGAUCAUCGUGCGGCAUGGCUUCAUGCUGGUCGGCGAGCCGCUGGCAGGCAAGUCCAAGACGCUGCAGGUGCUGGCGAAGGUCUUGUCGGCACUGAAGAUAAAGGCGCCGUCCAAGAGCCCCUACUUUCAGCACGUGCAGAUGGGCAUAAUGAAUCCCAAGUCCAUAACAAUGAACCAGCUGUACGGCUCCUUUGAUCCCAUAUCCUACGAGUGGACGGACGGCCUGGUGGCCAAAAUCUUUCGAGAUUUCGCCAUGACACCGACACCAGACAGAAAAUGGGUCAUCUUUGAUGGUCCCGUGGACGCGGUUUGGAUAGAGAACAUGAAUACUGUCCUGGACGACAACAAGAAGCUGUGCCUGACCAGCGGCGAGGUGGUCACCAUGUCCAAUGAAAUGUCAAUGGUGUUUGAGGUAAUGGACCUGGCGCAGGCAUCCCCAGCUACCGUCUCGCGCUGUGGCAUGAUCUACAUGGAGCCCACAACUCUGGGCUGGCGCUCGUUUGCAAAUACCUGGCUACAGAAAGCCGAUCCCCGCUGGGCCGAUAAGGAAAACACCCAAUACAUGCUGGACAUGCUGCAAUGGCUCCUGGUGCCCUCCCUGACUUUUGUGAGGCGCUUUUGCAGUCAGUUCAUCAAGCCGGGCGAGUUUAAUUGUAUGUUAACUACAUUUGAUUUGAUAGACAUGUUGCUGGACGAGGCCAUUGAGGAGAAUCCCGACGAUUACGACAAGUACAUACUAGGCUACAUACAGGCCGCGAUGCUCUAUGGCCUGGUUUGGGGUGUGGGCGGAGUUCUCAAUACAGAAUCCCGUGAGAAGUACGACACAUACUUGCGAAGUAUAUACGAACAGGAGCCUGUGGCAUUGGGCAAAAUGGAGGUGACACCGCCCAUGGAGGGUCUCCUUGUCGACUAUGUGUUUGUCUUUAAGCAGCGCGGCACGUGGCGCUAUUGGCCCGAGAUAGCUAAGCGCAUGGAUGUGGAAGAGACCAAAACGGGUGUCAUUGUGCCCACUGUGGACACGGCUCGAUAUAUUCACCUGCUGAAAAUGCAUGUGCAGCACAAGAAACGCAUGCUGCUCGUCGGUCCGACCGGGACCGGCAAGAGCGUCUAUAUACAAAACUAUCUGAUGAACAAACUGAAUCCCGAUGAGUACGAGACUGGCUUUAUAACCUUUACCGUGAUGAUAACCGCCAAUCAGACGCAGGAGCAGAUUAUAGCCAAGCUGCAGAAGUGGAAGCGCGGCAUCUUUGGACCACCGAAGGGCAUGCAGAGCGUGCUCUUUGUGGACGACAUGAACAUGCCCGUGAAGGAAGUGUACGGUGCUCAGCCGCCACUGGAAUUGUUGCGACAGUUCUUCGACUAUGGCCAUGUGUACGAUUUGAAGGAUAGCUCCAAGAUCUAUAUAAACAAUGUUCUCAUCAUGACCGCCUGCGGCCUGCCGGGCGGCAGUCGCCAAGAUGUCUAUGCGCGCUUUCUCAACCACUUUAAUGUCUACUCCAUCAACACGUUCAGCGACGAUACCAUGUUCCGCAUCUUUCUCAAUGUGGCGCUAAACGGCUUUCGGCGCUCGGGCCACGGACAGGAUGUCUUCGUGGUGACCAAUCAGAUUGUGAGCGCCACGCAGAGCAUCUACAAGAGCGUCCAGUCCGAAGUGCGCGCCACGCCCGCCAAAUCCCAUUAUAUAUUCAAUCUGCGCGACAUUUCACGCGUUGUCACCGGCUGCACCCUGGUUCGAAAGGAGUCGGUGAAUGACAAGAAAAUGCUGAUACGCGUCUGGUACCAUGAGGCCAUGCGUGUAUUUUACGAUCGCCUCGUGGACGACAUCGAUCGCAAAUGGAUGUUCGAGAAGCUGAACGAAUGCCUCAAGUCCAACUUCAAGGACAAGGUGGAGAGCGUCUUUGAGAAGUAUGUCGCGGAACCGGAUCAGUUGUUCACAAUGGAGGUCGCCAACGAGGUGUUCUUUGGCAUGUACUUUGAUGAGGACAGCGAGCCAGACGAACGACGCUACGAGGAGGUGCCCAGCAUGGAGAUCUUUCACAAGCUGUCCGAGAACAGCCUUGAGGAUUACAACUCGACGCGUCGUUCUAAGAUGGACAUAACCCUGUUCACGUUCGCGUUGCAGCAUCUGAACCGGAUCUGCCGCAUCAUAUCCAUACAGGGCGCCAGCGCGUUGCUUAUCGGGCUGGGCGGCUCUGGGCGGCAGUCACUGACGAAGCUGGCCACCAACAUGGUGCAGACGUCCUUCUUCCAGCCGGAGAUAACCAAGAACUAUGGCGCCAAUGAAUGGCACGAUGAUAUCAAGGCCAUACUGAAAGAGGCGGGCGGCAUGAAUAAGCACACCACGUUUCUCAUCACCGAGAAUCAGAUCAAAAUGGAGCUGUUCCUGCAGGAUAUCGAUUGUCUGCUCAAUCAGGGCGAGGUGCCCAACAUCUUUCCCAUCGACGAGAAGCAAGAGGUGCUUGAGAUGGUGCGCCUCGCCGCCCAGGGUGGCAAUCGCAAUAUUGACGUCUCCCCGCUGCAGGUCUUCUCGUUCUUUGUCAAUCGCUGCAAGCAGAAGCUGCACAUAGUGCUCAGUUUCUCGCCGAUUGGCGACGCUCUGCGUACCCGGGUGCGUUUGUAUCCUUCGCUGGUGAAUUGUUGCACCAUCGAUUGGUACGACAGUUGGCCGGAGGAGGCGCUUCAGAUGAUAGCCAAAAUGUCGCUGGUCGAUGUGAACGUGCCCUCCGAAGAGAUCAAAUUGGCCAUCAUGGACACCUGCCAGUACUUUCAUACGACGGCGGCGCGUGUCACGCGCGCCUUCUGCCAGAUGUCCAAUCGCCACAUCUACCAGACAAACGCCUCCUUCAUCGAGCUGAUCCGAUCCUUUCAGACGCUUAUCGCGCGCAAGCAGGAGGAGACCAUGCUGGCCAAAAUGCGCUACAUUGGUGGAUUGGAUACGUUGGCGCAAGCGGCGGCUGCCAUUUCCAUAAUGCAGCGUGAUUUAGGUGCAUUGCAGCCCAAACUGGUAGCGCUUGCGGAGAACUCGCGCAAAAUGAUGCUGGAGAUUAACAAGGAGACGCUUGCUGCCAGCGCUGCUGCCGAGCAGGUCAAACAGGACGAGGAGGUGGCCUCCGUGCAGGCUGAGGCCGCGCAGGUACUCAAGGGCGAAUGCGAAAAGGAUUUGGCCAAGGCCAUACCCGUGCUUGAAGAUGCACUGGCCGCUCUGAACACUCUCAAACCGGCGGACAUCACACUGGUGAAGUCCAUGAAGAACCCUCCGCCGGUCAUCAAACUGGUCAUGGCGGCGGUCUGUGUGAUGAAGGGCCUGUCGCCGGAGCGCGUACCCGAUCCGUCCACCGGCAAGAUGGUCAACGAUUUUUGGGGGCCCAGCAAGCGUAUCCUGGGCGAUAUGAAUUUUCUGCCCGCCCUCAAGGAGUUCGACAAGGACAAUAUACCGGUUGAGGUAAUGAAGCGCAUACGCAAGGAGUUCAUACCCAACAAGGACUUCGAUCCUAAGGUGGUGGCCAAAGCCUCCAGCGCCGCCAAGGGUCUCUGCCAGUGGGUCAUCGCCAUGGACAUGUACGACGACGUCGCCAAGGUGGUGGCGCCCAAGAAGGCCAAGCUCGCCGCCGCCGAGAAGGAGUACGCCGACACGAUGGCCUUUCUGGCCGAGAAGCGGGCCAUGGCCGCGGCGCUGGAGGAGAAGGUGGCGCUGCUCAACAUUGAGCUGGACAAGGCGAAUGAGGAGAUGACAAAGACCGAGCAGCAUGCCGAGAAUUGCCGUAACAAGCUGAUACGCGCCGAGGCGCUGAUCGGUGGGCUCGGUGGCGAAAAGUCGCGCUGGAGCAAGGCAGCCGAUGAUCUGCAGGAUCUGUACGAUCAUCUGCCGGGCGAUGUGCUCAUCUCGUGCGGCAUUAUUGCCUAUUUGUCGGCAGUGAAUCUGCAGUACCGGGCGAACUGCGUCCAGGAUUGGUUCAAGAAAUGCAACGCCCUGCAGAUACCCUGCUCGAAGAAGUACUCGAUCACGACUGUCCUGGGCCUGGAGGUGACCAUACAGAACUGGCAGCUGGACGGCCUGCCAAACGAUGAGUUCUCCAGCGAGAACGCCAUCAUCUCGGCCAACUCGAGUCGUUACAGUCUGUUCAUCGAUCCCCAGGGCCAGGCCAACAAUUGGCUCAAAAACAUGGAGCGCAAGAAUCGCUUGAACUGCGUCAAGUUCAAUCAGAGUAACUACAUGAAAAUCAUUGCCGACGCCUUGGAGUACGGUUCGCCCGUGAUCAUUGAGAAUGUGCAGGAGGAGCUGGAGGUGCCACUGGAUCCGAUCCUAAUGCGGCAGACCUUCCUGCAGGGCGGCGUCAAGCACAUCAGCCUCGGUGAAAAUGUGGUUCCGGUCUCCCCGAACUUUCGCCUCUAUAUGACGUGUAAUUUGCGCAAUCCUCACUUCCUGCCGGAGACGUUCAACAAGGUGACGGUGAUCAAUUUCGCGCUCACCCAGAACGCUCUGAUGGACCAGCUGCUGAGCAUUGUGGUGGCCAAGGAGCGACCCGAUCUGCAGGAGCUACGCAUCAUGCUGACCACCGAAGCGGCGGCCAAUAAGGGCGCCCUUCGCGAUGCCGAGAACAUGAUCCUGAAGACCUUGACCUCUAGUGAGGGUGAUAUACUGGAGAAUGAGGCGGCCAUCCUGAUCUUAGCCGAUUCGAAGACGCUCUCCAAGGACAUCACGGAGAAACAGGAGGCAGCCAAGGAGACGUCGGCCAAAAUUGAGGCAUUCCGCCUUAACUACAAGCCCGUCGCAGUGCACUCCUCUAUACUGUAUUAUUCCAUAACCGAUUUGCCCAAUAUUGAUCCCAUGUACCAGUUCUCCCUCAACUGGUACAUCAACCUGUAUAUGUACUCCAUUGAAACGGCCAACAAAUCGAAGGAUCUGCCACGACGCAUCAAGUUUCUGGUCGAUGGAUUCACCCGGAAUCUGUACAACAACGUUUGCCGCUCCAUUUUCGAGAAGGACAAGCUGCUCUUCUCGUUCAUACUCACCGCCCGGAUUAUGCUAGGCACGGGUCAGGUCGAGAUGCGUCAUCUGUCGCAUCUGCUGACCAAUGCCAAGGAGUCCACCAACUUACCGCCCAAUCCCGAUCCCAGCUGGAUAACCGACAUCGUUUGGCUGAAUUUCCUGCGCCUAGAAGAGCUCAAGGAGCUGAGUGGAAUUGUCAACUCGUUCCGCGGAAAUUUGAGCGCAUGGCAAGCGAUCUAUGAUCAUGUCUCGCCGGAGCUGCAGCCCUUGCCGCCACCAUGGAACGACAAGACCACGGCCUUUGAGAAGAUCAUAGUACUCAAGGCGCUGCGUCCGGACUCGGUCUUCCUGGGCGUUCGCAACUUUAUAGCGAACACAAUUGGAGAUCAGUACGUGUCGCCGCCCGAAUUCGACAUAUCCAAGUCGUAUGCAGACUCCACGGCUCUUACUCCGCUGCUGUUCAUCUUGUCUCCGGGCGCUGAUCCGCUGGGCUCCCUGCUGGCAUUUGCCGAAAAAAUGGGCCAGGAGGAGUCGUUCCAGAGCAUCUCGCUUGGCCAGGGUCAGGGCCCAAUUGCGACCGCUCUCAUCAAGAAUGCUCAGGAAAUGGGCUACUGGGUUUGCCUGCAAAAUUGUCAUCUGGCCGCAUCCUGGAUGCCCACCCUGGAGUAUUUGUGGGAGAAUAUGGACACGUUUAACACGCAGGCGAACUUCCGCAUUUGGCUUACGGCGUAUCCCACGCCCCAGUUUCCGGUGACGAUCCUCCAGAACGGCGUUAAGAUGACAAACGAACCGCCGACGGGUCUGCGCGAGAAUCUGAUGCGCUCCUACAAUUCGGAGCCAAUCAAUGAUCCCGAGUUCUAUAUGGGCUGCGCCAAGCAGGAUCGCGCAUUCACACGUCUGUUGUUCGGCAUAUGCUUCUUCCAUGCCGUCGUCCAAGAACGACGCAAAUACGGCCCCUUGGGUUGGAACAUUGCAUACGGCUUCAACGAGUCCGAUCUACAGAUUUCAGUGCUCCAGCUAAGCAUGCUGCUCAACCAGUACGAGCACGUGCCGUAUGACGCCAUCUCGUAUCUGACUAGCGAGUGCAACUAUGGCGGACGAGUCACGGAUAAUUGGGACAGGCGCGCGAUUGUCACGAUUCUUGCGGACUUUUGCAAUCCGCAGGUGGUGUCCGACAACCGAUUCCGCUUUGCCGCCGACGAUCGUUACAUAUUGCCGCGUAAGACGGAGCAUCGGGAGAUUCUGCGCUAUCUAGACGAGAGCAUGCCGUCGCUGGCGCCGCCUGAGGUUUAUGGCCUGCACGCGAAUUCGGGCAUUACGCGAGACUUGCAGACGACCAAAACUCUGCUGGACUCGAUGAUUUUGCUGCUAGGCAGCGAGGCGGCGGGCACGGCGAGCGGCGGCAUUAGUCCGGAGCAAAUGGUACUCAAUACGAUUAAACAGAUCGAAACGGAAAUGCCGCCCGACAUGGACAUCGAGGCGGCUGCCGAGAAAUAUCCAGUUGAUUACAAUGAAUCAAUGAACACGGUUGUCGUUCAGGAAAUGGAACGCUUUCUGAAGCUACAGAAAGAGAUUCGCGCCUCAUGCCGCGACCUGGCCAUGGGCAUAAAGGGCAUCAUUGUGAUGACGCCCGAUUUGGAAAAUGUAAUGACCGCCAUGAAAUUCAAUCGUAUACCGCUCAAGUGGAUGAGCAAGUCCUACCCCUGUCUCAAGCCACUCGGCGCCUAUGUACAGGAUCUGUACAAGCGUCUUAAUUGGCUGCAUUUAUGGCAUCGGGUGGGCAAGCCGCCCACCUUCUGGCUGUCGGGUUUCUUUUUUACGCAGGCUUUCCUCACCGGCGCCAUGCAGAAUUAUGCCCGAAAAUAUAAAAUACCAAUUGAUACGCUCACCUUCGACUACGACGUGCUCAAGGUGGAGACAAAAAGCGUGGCGCCCGAUGACGGUGUCUACUGCAACGGCCUCUUCCUGGAGGGCGCACGCUGGCACUGGGAACAGAACAUGUUGGUUGAACAGCUGCCAAAGGUACUCAUGUACGUGAUGCCCGUCAUCUACUUCCGGCCAAUAACCCUAAUGGAGGUCACCGAGGGCACGCGUUAUCGCUGCCCGCUGUACAAGACGGGCGAGCGUAAGGGCACGCUAUCCACGACCGGACACUCCACCAACUAUGUGGUUCCGCUGCUGCUCAACACACAGAUGAAGGCCUCUCACUGGGUGAAGCGGAGCGUAGCGCUCAUCUGCCAGACCAACGAUUAAAUGAGACGUAUAUUUUAUUCAUACAAGGAGAAACAAGACACAAACAAACGCACAUUAUGUUCUUC
Messenger RNA from Drosophila virilis, 12179 nucleotides. It is a transcript of the gene Dhc62B, whose product is annotated as Dynein heavy chain at 62B. Gene Ontology annotation, biological process: microtubule-based movement. The record is from RefSeq and is a predicted model, not a curated record. Gene Ontology annotation, molecular function: ATP binding; dynein intermediate chain binding; minus-end-directed microtubule motor activity. NCBI's taxonomy places the organism in Eukaryota, Metazoa, Arthropoda, Insecta, Diptera, Drosophilidae. Gene Ontology annotation, cellular component: dynein complex.